CAAAACACACGUGAGGUUGUAAACAAACGAGUGGACGAGGGCGGCCAUUGUCGGAGCUCAAUGAUAUGAAGGCCCGUUACUUUCCCUUGGCAGUGUUUGCCAAUGUCCUGUGUUUGUGUCUAAGCUACACCCUCAGGAGCUCGGUGUCUUGGGUCGUCUCCUCCAACGAUGUGGUGGAGGACGCGGACCUGUCGGAUGAGGUCGCCCCGGCUUUGCUGGUGGACAGUGCGGGGCUGUGGAAGCAGGCGUAUCCGUCCUCAAACGUCCUCGGAGACAGCGUGGAGAGCCCGGGAGAGCUAGUCAAGCCGGACAACGAGAAUGUGGCGCAGAUCUCCUCUCGCCUGUUUUCAUAUCGACUGGAGAAGGUGAAGAAGUCCGGCAGCAGCAGUCCUCCUCCGCACCAAGAGACCGCCAGGACUGCUAGAUACAUAGCUCAUUACAGUGACUGGGGACAUCUGUCCACCAUUUCAACUCAAGACAAGAUCAAAGGUCUCCCCUUUGGGAACAUCUUCUCAGUCAGUGAUGGACCGUUGGACAACAGCACUGGAGUCAUCUAUUUUUAUGUGACUCCAAUGGACAACACCGUAUCAGACCUGAAAAGUAACCCCUACGCUUCUCUCACAUUCUCAGAGGCUGAGGGAGAAUUCUGCAGGCAAAUGGUGUAUGAUCCAGAAGAUCCAAGAUGUGCUCGACUCACACUCACAGGCAAGAUGGUGGAGGUAGCCCCAGAGGAGCUCAUUUUUGCAAAGGAGGCAAUGUUUUCAAGACAUCCUGUGAUGGCAAAGUGGCCAGUGGGACACAAGUGGUUCUUCAUGAAGUUGGAGUUGAUCCAGGUCUGGCUGCAGGACUGGAUCGGAGGCAUAUCACUCAUUCCACUGGAGGACUACUUUAAAGCUACGCCUUUCUGAGAACAUCCUUUUUUCUGCAUCAUGUCAGCCUGUACAGAUCAGUUCAGCUGUCUACACUACAGACGUCACUCUGAUAAGGGGCAAGAAUGUCCGAAGCAGCAAUGUGCAAAGAAUAUUUUUACAUUUUCAAAGUUCUGUUGCUAUUUUAAUUUGUGAAAGGGAUUAUUCUUCACUUUCUCUUUUGCCCUGCAACUUUGCUUGUUGCACAAAAUCAGUUCCUCCGUUUUCUGUGUUUGGUGUGUGAAUGUAUUUAAAGCCAAUAGGCUAAAUUGAAUGGUCACAGUCAUCACAUCUGGCAUAGAAAAUUGUCAUUUAAUGUAUUCUUUAUAAACAUUUACUAUUUUAUGAGUUUGCAUUAAAACGUGUGCUGUUUGAAAAAUGAAUGAAUGUUAGCACACACAAUUAUCGUGCAUACUUUUUAAAGAAAAUAUAAAUUUGUUGUGUUCAAUUAGCAUUUAAACCUUCAAAGGGAAAUGUUAUAUCAACACUUCUGAGCUCUGGUUUUUCAUCUUGAGACAAAAAUGGCGAUUAGGAGUCUAAGUUAAUUAUGAUUAUUUGUUUAAUCUAGUACCUGAAAAUAAUAUUAUAUAAAUAUAUUAACUAUAACAAAAUCAUAAUAUACCUAAAGUGAGAUUGUUUUGUGAACUGCUGUUUCCAAGGUUAAAAAUUAACUAAUCCUAAAUUAGCAAUAUGUGUUGAUACUGUGUACAUACAAAUGAAGCAUCAUAGCCUAUCAA
Molecule: messenger RNA, 1645 nt
Organism: Perca fluviatilis (European perch)
Lineage: Eukaryota; Metazoa; Chordata; Actinopteri; Perciformes; Percidae
Gene: creg2
Product: cellular repressor of E1A-stimulated genes 2
Exons: 4
Coding region: 66-908 (280 amino acids)
Source: RefSeq, a predicted model, not a curated record